GCGCCGCACUAUAUUUCAGUUGUUUGAGACCUAUUUACUUCGCAGGUGCGGUGCAAGUUCAGGUGGUGAUUUUUGUGCCCUAAUUUUUGUAGUUAGUUGUGAAUGAUGUGCUGUCAGCGGUGAAUUGGAUAUGCAAAUGCUGUAAAAUAUCUUUAAUUUGUUUAUUCAUUUAUGUUUUGAACAUUUGAAAUACAUUUUUGUAACCGACAGUGACUAAUGAAUUUGCAUUUGAUGGGUAGACAAUGGAGAGUUCUUUCCAUGAAGACAUUUCAAAAGAUACAUCGAGGAUCGUUAAAGACCUGAGCUUGUUUGAGGCGCAUCUGCCAGAAAGUAGUAACAGUUACAGGCAUACAGUAGGAGCCAGGAACUGUAAUAUUAAUAAAAUGGACCCAUACUUGCAAAAAUUGAGUUACCUGCGUAUCAGUGAGGACCCGAAAGUCGAUUCGCAAGUCGUGAAUGAUAGAAGCAGCCAUCGUGUAAUUGUCUCUGAAUCGGGUUAUGGACGUAUAAUACCGAAGUCAAUUGACAGCCAGGGAAGAUCACUGUCAAGCAUAGCAGUAUCUGGUGUCGGAGGAAGUAGCACUUCUCCAGCUUAUGAAGUUACAACUAGUGGAUCAAAAUCACUACCAGCUAGUACAAUAACAUCUCCUGCACGGAAUGUACAAGACAGGAGUGCUACUUACCGUCAGCAAGACAAUGGCAAACAUCAUGCAGUUGGUGCCAUUGAAAGUUUUAUUGUGGAAGGAUCAGGAACAGUACCAGGGAAAAAUCAGCCAGUUGACUACAAGAUAUAUGAGAGAGGUAACAUCAUUGCUGCCUCCAAGUUUGCGACACCAAAACAAGUAGAAACUAUUGUUUCUCUAACUAACAAAUUGCCAGCUGAGGGCCAGUGUCCAGUGAACAGAGGUCAUCAAAAUGGAUUGGCACAAACUUCGACAGAUUCUGGUGGCAAAUACUACUGUUCAUAUACAAGUAAACAUGGUGCUGCAAGUCCUACUCAUAGCUUGAGUGGUUCAAGCAGGGAUUCACAACAUUCCAAUAGCCCGCGCAGUAGCUUAGUAGCUGGUGCACAGAACUACAACUCUCCACUGUAUGAGAAUAUUGACUACUGUGGAUGUAAUCAUAUACCCCAACCUCCGUACUAUCACCCACUGCCACAGCAUACAGGCAGUCCUCAUUCUAGCCUUGGUUCGCAGGAUUCGAAACAUUCCAGCCCUCGUGCAAGCUUGGCAGCAAUGAGUGAUGGUGUGCACUAUGAGUCUGGUUAUCGUAAGGCCCAACCCCAGGUUCCAGCAGGUACCAAGUUUAUUUCUUCUGCCCCCAAGGACUCCCCUCCAUAUGAGGCCCCUCCCGUAUAUGAGAACAUUCAAGAAUUGCAUCAGUUUGGUGGGAAGCCUAUGCAGAACUAUGAACCUGCAAAACCUGGACCCCAGGUAGCAGUAUAUGGUGAACACAGGCAAUCAGCAUUGUCAAACUACUGUCCUACAUCUGCCACCUCACAUUCAGGGGCUUCCAGUCCAGCAUCACCACAGACUCUUUCUCCUCGUGGAAAUAACCUCCCACCGCCCCCCUACCCAGGUAGUGGGCUCAGUCAGAACAUUCCAAAUAUUUCCCACAAUCAGCACUUUGAUGGGAACAUUCCAUCAAAUGUUCAAGGUCCUCCUUUUCCAAACAGUGGUGGUUCCAGCCAGAACAUUCUAAACAGUGUGGCAGACAGUGUUCCCACAGGUCAGCCAUCAGUGGUGGAACCAUUCCCAGUAACUCGUAUACACAGUGCCAUGCAUGCUGCUAUAAGCUCGUAUACAGUGACAGGAUCAGCCAGCAAGCCAACCUCACAAAAGCCUGUUGGCAACUGCUAUCAUGCAACACCAGUUGGUGGAGGAGACUAUGUUGUUAUGACUGGUGGUAACAACACACAAGUGCAACUUGCAACGAGCUAUCAGCGAGGUACUUCAUCUGGUGUUGCCAAUGCAGUGUAUGUGAGUGCAGAAACAGCUCGCGGCCCGUGUCCAAGUUCAAGUCCUGCUGUAGCAGCUAAUAACAGCACAAAAGUGAAGAAUGUGAGCGGCAAGACACUUCUUCCCUACAAUGUGACACCACCUCGACCUAUGGGACCAACAGAAGCUGAACGAAAAAUCGAGGAGUUGACUCGUCAGCUGGAAGAGGAGAUGGAGAAACAGGAAGAGGAAGGAGAAUACUUUGGUAUCUGCCACACGUGUGGGGAAAAGGUGACAGGAGCGGGGCAGGCUUGCCAAGCUAUGGGUAACCUGUACCACACAAACUGUUUCAUCUGCUGCUCGUGUGGGCGAGCGCUGCGUGGAAAGGCAUUCUACAAUGUCCAUGGACGUGUCUACUGUGAGGAAGAUUACCUGUAUUCAGGAUUCCAGCAGACUGCGGAGAAGUGUGCAAUCUGUGGCCAUCUUAUAAUGGAAAUGAUCCUACAAGCGAUGGGGAAGUCCUAUCACCCAGGUUGUUUCCGUUGCUGUGUGUGCAAUGAAUGUUUAGAUGGUGUUCCCUUCACAGUCGAUGUUGACAACAAAAUCUAUUGUGUUAAUGAUUAUCAUAGGAUGUUUGCUCCAAAGUGUGCAGCAUGUGGGAAGGGAAUCACUCCAGUAGAGGGAACUGAAGAGACUGUUCGUGUAGUUUCCAUGGAUAAGGAUUUCCAUGUUGAUUGCUACAUCUGUGAGGACUGUGGGAUGCAGCUGACAGACGAGCCAGACAAGCGCUGUUAUCCCUUGGAUGGACGUCUGUUAUGUCGUGCCUGUCACAUCCAGCGCCUCAGCCAUCAUCCACGUCAGCUGCAGGGUGUACCGGCCAGCUAUCAGUACCUGGGCUAAGGGGCAGCUAUAACCAGUUUGCCAUAAACCUGCUGGUAUUGGCUCAUCACCACUCAACUCUAGUUUCAUGAAGUCAUGCCACAGCACAGUUGCUGGGUUAUAACCAUGGAGACCUGGGUUUGCUGCCAGGGCAGGCUGUGUGGAAUUUGUAGUAGACAGAAAGACACUGGGACAUGUUUUUCUUAAAGACCUUUCAUUUCCCCCAUCAAUAUCAUUCCACUGUUUCUCCAUAUUCAUUGAUCUAUUAUCUAACAGAUGGGCAAUGGGUCCCUUACUGGCUGCAGUUACAGAUUUAGAUAUAAUCUCACCGUGCCAACUAUAAAAAAAAUAGUUUCACACUGGUUCAUAUAAACAUUGUGGUCAAAUGAUUGGUUCCCAUACUUCAUAUUUUGAAGAUCCCGGGUUUGAAUCUUUGGCUAGAGAUCAUCUAUGCUGAGGUUUUCUCAAUCUCUUUAGGCAAAUAUUUUAUUGCCUUAAAACAAUCCAUUACUUCUUCUUCCACAUCUUUACUAACUCAUCAUUCACAAUCACCCCACCAUGUGCUAUAUGACCUAUGUAGUUGAAGAGUUCUGUUAAAUAAACAAAACAAAAAAGACUUAAUGGGUCACAGAUAAGAAAACCUCUGCCUUAAGAGCUGUCUUUAGUACUUUCAUUGUCACGAUAUGAAAUAAAAGGAAAUGGAGAGAGCUUCCAAUGGCAUAUUGUCCAUAUGAAAAUUUCAUAAAAAUCCAUUGGCUCAAAAGAAGAUAAGCCUACAUUUCCUUCGAAUGUUAAGUAGGCUAAAAGUAUUAAACUUAUAUGAUUUGUAUUGUGUGGCAAGUGACAAUUUUAUUAUUUUGUUUGUCUUUAACUUUUGUGUUGCUGUAAUGCAUAGUCUCGCAACUUUGUUAAAUUUGAGAAUGCUGUAACCGCCAACCUGAUUCCAAAAUAAAAAAGGGAGCUUAAUGUGUGCUUUUGUAUGUAUCCAUUUAUAAGAAGGGGAAGAGGGCAUUGUAACCAGCUGAACCAUGAAAUGAUGUCAACUAUUUAUUGCAUUAUAAUGUAAUGUGGUUUAAUCCUGCUAGGGAUUUAUGGAGACAACCUUAGAUUUGUAUAAGUGACUCUGGCACAUCUUUGUUAUGAGCCUCUUAUCACCCAGUUGGCAGUUGGUUAGGAUUAAAAAAUUUCCCUUGUCACUCUGAAGAGAUUCUUCCCUCUGUGUUUAAAGCCAUUUAAUGCACUCAUGAGCAAGUAGUACUUAUUGUGUAUAUGAGAAUUAAAUUGUGAAUCUGUGAGGUUGUGCUAUUGUUAGGGAUGUCACAUACCCAGAAACUAGUGUGGAGUCAGAGCAUAAGGUACAAGUUUUAUAUGAAUCUGUAGUCAAUGUGAGACUCAAUAAAUGCAGACGUUGUGUUAAAAUUGCAUGUGAUCUGACAUGAAUAGUUUACAAAUAACUUGACCAUGAAAGGCUUACAAAAAGAUGCCUUUCACAAGUUAUUCAUUGUCCCUUUAAAACAAGUGACAUUGUUCUCCUUUUUCAUCCUUUGGGUUGUUUCCUGGCUAUCGUAAGUUAGCAUUCUCCAUCAAUUUUGCAACAUUUGUUUUAUUAAUUCUUACUUGGUGUGGAAACUUUAAUAUUGACUUCUUUGUUGGCAUGAAUAUGAGUGCUACAGAGUACCAUAUCCCAUCUCUCUAGAUACACAGUUUCCAGAACUUCCAAUUGAUGCUGUUUAGGUACAUAAUAAAUUACGGUUUUGGUUGUGAAGACGGCUUAAAGAAAGUGCUCACUGCUGACUCAUUCAUUAUGUAGCCUGUAGUGAAAUAUUCAUAUCAAGGAUGUGGUAUCAUUGUUUCUGCAUCUGUUAUAAGGAAAGUUGUUUGUUUUCAUGUGCUGAUGAAUUAUAUUUUUUUGAAGUAUCCAUUCAUUGUAUAAUAGAGUUCAGAAUAUGUGUAGGAUUGAAGUGUUAAAUUAUGUGACUGUAUUUAAACAGAUUAUCUUUGGGUUUAGGAGAGGAAUAAGGGUUAGUAAUUUGAAAACAAAAUAAAAUACCCUGUUAAACAUG
Messenger RNA from Zootermopsis nevadensis, 4879 nucleotides. RefSeq names its product LIM domain-containing protein jub (gene jub). Gene Ontology annotation, cellular component: transcription regulator complex; adherens junction; P-body. The record is from RefSeq and is a predicted model, not a curated record. Lineage: Eukaryota; Metazoa; Arthropoda; Insecta; Blattodea; Termopsidae. Gene Ontology annotation, molecular function: transcription corepressor activity. Gene Ontology annotation, biological process: cytoskeleton organization; response to hypoxia; regulation of DNA-templated transcription.